GGAGGAGCGAGGAGCCAUGGCGGCUUUGGUUGCUGUUUGCGGUGGUCUAGGGAGGAAAAAGUUAACGCAUUUCGUCAAGGCUGCUCUCUGCCUCACAGAUCCUGGGACUCACACGGUGCUGUGGAGAAGUUGUUCACAAUAUAAACAGGUAGCCGGCAAUGAGGACCUGCCCAUUCCAAUGGAAAAUCCUUAUAAGGAGCCUCUUAAAAAAUGUAUCUUGUGUGGAAAACGUGUAGAUUAUAAGAAUGUACAGCUUUUGUCCCAGUUUAUUUCUCCAUUUACUGGAUGCAUUUAUGGAAGGCACAUAACAGGUCUUUGUGGGAAGAAACAGAAAGAAAUCACAAAAGCAAUUAAGAGAGCUCAAAUAAUGGGUAAGAGCACCCGAAAAACUGAAUUGGGCCAAUCAAAAGUUUGCUCAUUAUCUUUUGUGAAGCACUUUCAUUAUCUUUUACAGGGUUUAUGCCAGUUACAUACAAGGAUCCUGCAUAUCUCAAAGACCCUAAAGUUUGUAACAUCAAGUAUCGGGAAUAAAUUAUAGGAGUCUUAACAUUCAUCAAUAAACAUAUUUUACAAUAAAUGGUUGUAUGAUUCUAAUAUUGACUCAAAUUACAAGAUUUAAUAACCUUUGGGUAGAAAAUCGGCUCAAUCCUUUCAAACUGAA
Molecule: messenger RNA, 661 nt
Organism: Neomonachus schauinslandi (Hawaiian monk seal)
Lineage: Eukaryota; Metazoa; Chordata; Mammalia; Carnivora; Phocidae
Gene: MRPS18C
Product: mitochondrial ribosomal protein S18C
Exons: 5
Coding region: 17-538 (173 amino acids)
Biological process (GO): mitochondrial translation
Cellular component (GO): mitochondrial small ribosomal subunit; ribosome
Molecular function (GO): structural constituent of ribosome; small ribosomal subunit rRNA binding
Source: RefSeq, a predicted model, not a curated record